Arabidopsis arenosa is the source of this 735-nucleotide messenger RNA. Lineage: Eukaryota; Viridiplantae; Streptophyta; Magnoliopsida; Brassicales; Brassicaceae. The record is from the annotation of a GenBank genome assembly.
UUUCUCUAUCAUCAUCAUCCAUGGCUUCGCAAGCUAGCCUUCUCCUUCAGAAACAACUUAAAGAUCUCUGUAAGCAUCCUGUUGAUGGAUUCUCUGCUGGUCUCGUUGAUGAUAAGAAUAUAUUCGAAUGGAGCGUUACCAUUAUCGGACCUCCUGAUACUCUCUAUGAAGGAGGAUUCUUUAACGCUAUUAUGACAUUUCCGCAAAACUAUCCGAAUAGCCCGCCAACCGUGAGGUUUACUUCGGAUAUGUGGCAUCCUAACGUUUAUUCUGAUGGUCGUGUUUGCAUAUCUAUUCUUCAUCCUCCCGGUGAUGAUCCUAGCGGUUAUGAGCUUGCAAGCGAGCGCUGGACCCCUGUUCAUACUGUUGAAAGUAUUAUGUUGAGUAUCAUAUCGAUGCUUUCUGGUCCCAACGAUGAGUCUCCAGCAAAUGUUGAAGCUGCCAAAGAAUGGCGGGAGAAGAGAGACGAGUUCAAGAAGAAAGUGAGCCGCUGUGUCAGAAAGUCUCAAGAAAUGUUGUGAACAACUUCCAACUUCACACCUCUGAGGUCUCCGGAGUUUCAUCAAAUGCUCUUCAUAUUCCUAUCUGAAACCCUUCAAAACUGUCCAAACGCAACUUGUUAUGACUCGGUUUACAUCUCUUUUUGUCGCGUUCGAGAACCAGAGUGUUCUGAAAAGUGUUUGGUUGAGAAAAGUGUUGUUCUUGAUAAACUGGCAUUAAAAUUUAUAACUUUCA